UGCGCCUCAGAGCCGGAGAAGCUCCUCCGCUCAUGUUCGAGCUCAGAGUCACAGUGAGAGGACCAUGCGGCUGUUCGGCGUCUCCACUCUGCUCCUCUUCUUCUCCAGCUCAGGGCUGGCUCUGCAGAUUCAGUGUUACCAGUGUGAGGAGAUGACGCACGACUGCUCCACACCAGAGUUCAUCGUUAACUGCACCGUGAACGUGCAGGACAUGUGCCAGAAGGAGGUUCUGGUGAAGGAUGACGGGAUACACUACCGUAAGUCCUGUGCUUCUUCAGGAGCCUGUCUCAUCGCCUCCUCCGGCUACCAACAGUUCUGCACCGGAAAGCUCAACUCAGUGUGCAUCACCUGCUGCAACACACCGCUGUGUAACGGACCACGCCAGAAGAAACGACCACAGCAGUCUGCAGCCAUCGUCCUGAGCACAUCAUGGCUGCAUGUGUCGAUCCUCCUCCUGUCCUCCGUCCUGUGCUGACAGGCCUUAAAACACCAACAUUAAAAUGUAAACAUGAUGAAGAACUUCAUUAACUGAGACACUGAAGACUUUGACAAUAUAUUCUUCAACAUGUGUGGAAACUUUGUACAGCAGUUGUUCAUUUGACUCCCUGGAUUUGUGUCACAGCUUGCCUCCAAAGCUCACAAGGAAACUAAUGUUAUCUUCACAUCACUGGGAACUUUCAUCAUCAUGUCUCAUUUCACAAACCUAACUGCUGUGGAGCUGCAAGAGCAGCAGAGAAGGGUGAUGUGGAGGACAGCAGCAUAGAUGAAACAGCUUCUGGCUAUUUUGUAGGACAGCAGGUGGCUCAGUCUCAUCUGUCUUUGUUUACUCACAAAAAAAGACAAAGAAGAUGGUCUAUAAAAUACACUGAACUGGAGAUUUUUCUGUUAUUAAUUAUGGAAAAUCCAACAGAAGAUGUUUGACAGUGAUGCUGUAAGAUAAAUGUGGAAAGUAAAGUGUGGUUAAAAAAAAAAAAAAAAAAAAAGAUAUCUGAUUAAGAACCAAACUGUUUUUACUCUUAAACCCUCAUACGCUGCAGUGAAGUGAAGCCUCUUCUCUUGUUUAUUAUUCAGACGUGGCAUUAAAGAGUGCAAAUGUCUUCUUAAUGUCGUAGUUUGGGGUGAUAGGCAUUUUUUGAGUCUUUUACCAAUUCAUGGCUUUCACAAGAUGUCAUAUGCAGAACU
Cheilinus undulatus (humphead wrasse) is the source of this 1182-nucleotide messenger RNA. Its product is annotated as ly6/PLAUR domain-containing protein 1-like. Gene Ontology annotation, molecular function: acetylcholine receptor inhibitor activity. The record is from RefSeq and is a predicted model, not a curated record. Gene Ontology annotation, biological process: acetylcholine receptor signaling pathway. Bases 65 to 475 code for a protein of 136 amino acids. The transcript has 3 exons. Lineage: Eukaryota; Metazoa; Chordata; Actinopteri; Labriformes; Labridae.